AAAAUCCUCACAGCUCGCUACUGAAUUCACAAUAAGCUUGUAGCCAUGUCAACUUCUGUAAUUAUCUUCCCUCUUCUCUUUAAUCUGUUAGCCUUCUCCUCCUUUACAGAUGGAGCACAACUGAUAGUAGUAAACAGCUGCCGUGAAACUUUAUGGCCUGGAAUACUUGGCAGCAGAGGUAAGCCAACUCCGAAAGACGGUGGUUUCAAGCUUGACAGCGGCGAGGAAGUAGUCCUCGACUUGCCAGAAAAAUGGUCAGGGAGGAUUUGGGGUAGGCAAGGAUGUAAAUUUAACAAUAAAGGCAAAGGAUCAUGUGACACCGGAGAUUGUGCUAGCCAGCUUCAUUGUCGAGGAGUUCCCGGUACUCCACCAGCAACGGUGGUUGAAAUGACACUUGGUUCAUCAUCAUCAUCGAUGCAUUUCUACGAUGUGAGUUUAGUCGAUGGCUUCAAUUUGCCAGUGACGAUGAAACCUGUCGGUGGCGGAAUCGGGUGUGGCGUUGCGUCUUGUGAUGUCAAUGUGAACGUUUGCUGCCCAUCGACACUGGAAGUGAAAGUAGGAGGCAAGGUGGUUGGGUGCAAUAGUGCUUGCUUGGCUAUGCAAUCGGCUAAGUAUUGUUGCACGGGCGCAUAUGCAAACCCAAAGACUUGCAAGCCAACGCUAUUUGCUCAUAUAUUUAAGGCUAUUUGCCCAAGGGCCUAUACUUAUGCAUUUGAUGACUCUUCCAGCCUUAAUAAAUGCAGGGCUUCUCGGUAUAUCAUCACUUUCUGCCCUCCCAAAUGAGAAAUCACACAAGGGAACUAAUCAUGCAUAAGGUAUUAGUGAUGGAAUGUUACUGAAUUUUGAAUAUACUCUAUAAUGCAUAAUAAACCUGUAUCAAAGCUUAUAAGAAGAAGUAUGUAAGCCUUAUAUGAAUAGUUUGAAUUUGGAAAUCAAAUUGUGUUUUAUAGCUUAA
Mangifera indica (mango) is the source of this 955-nucleotide messenger RNA. RefSeq names its product thaumatin-like protein. The record is from RefSeq and is a predicted model, not a curated record. NCBI's taxonomy places the organism in Eukaryota, Viridiplantae, Streptophyta, Magnoliopsida, Sapindales, Anacardiaceae. The transcript is spliced from 2 exons. Gene Ontology annotation, cellular component: extracellular region. Gene Ontology annotation, biological process: defense response. Bases 46 to 783 code for a protein of 245 amino acids.